Molecule: messenger RNA, 546 nt
Organism: Caenorhabditis briggsae
Lineage: Eukaryota; Metazoa; Nematoda; Chromadorea; Rhabditida; Rhabditidae
Exons: 4
Coding region: 1-546 (181 amino acids)
Source: RefSeq, a predicted model, not a curated record
AUGUCGCAUCUUCUGAACGUUGUUUUCUUCGUCGCUCUUCUUCAUUUCGGUUCCUCACACCGUCAAACCCCAUUGACUGAUGAGCAAGUUCUCGAGCUUGUUCAUUUAUCGUGCAACCACGCAAAGUUCUUCUGCCCAGCCGAACCAUAUCUGGUCAAAAUCGGACCACAAAGAAUCUUCAACCGCUUUGCGGUCUUGAAGUCUGAAGAAGCUGGUCUUCUCAAGACUUCCGAUAUUCCGCUGACAGAACUCUUCGGUGUUUUCAGAAACACCUUCUGCUGCACCGAAGGAUCAUGCCUGGCACAAUGCAAUGUGUAUCCGAUAAACGAAAAACGCAUCGUCUCCAACUUCCAGGACAUCUACGAAAAGGUUUUCGCUCUCAACAUUGCAGAGCUCAUGAGCUACGAAUCGGACUACAUCGAGUAUCUUCGCAACGGAAAGAAGCACGGAUUCGUUCCAGCAAGAGUCGAGGAGUUGUACGACAUCCUUCACGAGAACGAGGACACUAUCCUCACAAUGCUCGGUAAAAAUGCUCCACAAGCAUAG